AUGCCGUUACCGAUCAUCGCCCAUUGGGUCAUGGCCGCGGCCGCAACCAUCGGCGCGCUUUUCACCAUUGAGGUUAUGAGAAACAGUCUCUCGGUUCAUCAAGGAUAUGAGAUAUUUGGUCGAACUCCGUUUGUUGUGAAUGCGCCAUCCGCUGAAGACAUCUUCCACGAUCUCUACCAACUCCUGACACCCCCAAACAAUCCGUCGACUGACGACCUUCUCAUACCCAAAUCCUCAGCACCUGCAAUGGCUUUUGAUGCAUCGCUGUUGGAAAACUUCAACGACACCUCAAUCAAUGCAAUUCUAGUGGAAACGGGCAACGGAACACUGACAGCCAUUAAUACGACCGGCGUGAGCAUUGUACCCGUUUCACCGUAUGACGGACAGUCUGAGGAUCACGUGGAAUCGAUCAUGAUCUUGACCACCUACUGGGACAAAUUUCAGGCGUGGAGAAAAGAGUGGGCCAAAGGAUACAAGCCUUUGGAACCCUUGUGUAGGGUUGGCAAGAAAAUAAUCCUCUGCAUUGUCAUUAACACCGUGGUGAUUAUAUCCGGAUUAGAAUGGGAGCUUCAGGUGCUAUGGCUUGACAUGAGACGCGAACGAACCGAGCCAAAGCUUGACGCAUCUACGUCUACCAUGAAACCUCAACUCUGUUGUGAACACUGCUCUCAAAAGACUCAACAAGAAAUCACUGUUGUUGCUCCUGGUCCAUUGCAUACUGACGACUUCGGCACCAGCUCGCUCGACAACAGCUCGUCAAGCGCAACACCCAAUCUUUCCUUUUCCACUAUCAUCACCGUUGAUCAAACACCAGAACCGAUCGCUCCUAUCACCCCAACAUCCCCCAGAACAGUGCCGGAGAAAGUUGCUGACGCAUCUGAAUUACUGACAUCGAUACGUGCGUCACGAUCCAAGCAAAUCGUCCCGAGACCAUAUGUUUUGGCAGUCGCCUCGCCCUCGUCACAAGACCCAUAUGCGCUUACAGGAAACAUCAAUCCAGCAUUCAGUGCUUGUACUGAACAGCAAGAACGUGCCCUAGUAACUGCUGUCUCCACUCCAUCUUCGCGUUUUGCGUCUCCUGUCAGACCAGACACAGCCGCUCACCAAUCGGAACCACCCUCACCGAAUCGUCAAACGCUGUCGGAGCCUAUGGAGCCUACUCCGUCAGGUCUUAGCGUGUCAAGAUCACCUUCACGAUCAGCUUCAAUUCCAUCUAUCACACCGACAGAGAGCGCAAAGCCUUUGGAACACAAUGAUGAGGUGAAGGGGGAUGAUCUAGCGCCAGCAGAAAAUAAGAAGCCGGACAGCACAGCUUUAAAGCCAAGUGCGGCUGUCUCAGCAGAAUCGUCAUCCGUUGUCCCUGCGUUAUCGACAAUCAUCGAGCCCGUCCUCGUCGUCGACCCAGUCGCGCAAGAUGAACUCCCGACAUCUCCAUCAUCUCCUGCCCUUGAGCCGGGUGAGCUAAUCUCAUGCGCUGCUGAUGCGGCCUACACAAACACACAGGAGAGCCUUCGAUCUUUUACUCCGGACACUGAGACCGUCAUUUCCCCGUUAUCUGCCCAAUUCACGCCUCAUUUCAAGCCUGAAACAGCGGCUCUCACAUCGCCAACAUUAUCGAAAGUUCCCUCGUCGACUGAGGAGACCCUAGCGGCGAGCGAAAUGAAAAGAAGCGAAAAGACUCAGCUGUCGCCUACAGCCGCUCCCUUCAUAAUGCCAAUUCCCCUGACGCCAAAACAACCACGGACAGCUGUGCGAGCAGAGCAGGUGCAGCAACCGCCUGCACCUAUGACGGUAGCGCCUCCUCAUACAAGCGGCACGAAGACUCGACCAUUGACGUUCAUGGAACAGCUCCUCGGCCCUGAAGCAAUGGCGGUCAAAUACGCUGAACACGGUGUUCAACAACGACCAGAUCCAUCGCCGCGGCCUCACACACAGGAACGGAAAGCGCCACGUCGUGAUGCAAAAUUAUACAUCCCCCCUGGUCCUAAGAAUCAGAGCCCUGCGCCGACGCCUGCUCAAGCGCCAGAGAUGGCUUCUCAUAUAUUCUAUGAUCCCUACGGAUCACAAAACAUCAAGCUUUGUCCAAAGGACAAGGAGUGUACCAACGCAGGCUGCAGCAAGGGGCACCAUGGUCCGCGCGUACCCCCCUCAGUAGAAAUCAAGCUCGACCAGUUCUGCAGGGCCAAGAAUCGGUGUGCGAAGACGAACUGCUAUCGUUACCACUGCUCGCCCGCCUAUCAUGAGUAA
Molecule: messenger RNA, 2247 nt
Organism: Bacidia gigantensis
Lineage: Eukaryota; Fungi; Ascomycota; Lecanoromycetes; Lecanorales; Ramalinaceae
Exons: 2
Coding region: 1-2247 (748 amino acids)
Source: RefSeq, a predicted model, not a curated record